CCCCGAUGCCAUAUCUGCCGCUGUUAUUAGUACAGACUACAGUUUAGUCAACACAACCAGAACCACUUUGCCAAAAAAAAAACACAACCAGAACCAGAACCACGAGGGCCUCGAUGGACGACACCGUCGACUGGUCCAAUCUUCCAGUCGAACUUUGGCCACUGAUCGGAGAAAAGCUCAAGCUCCGCAUCGAGUCUCUCCGUUUCCGCAGCGUUUGCCAUUCAUGGCGUUCUUGUUUGCCUCGCUUCCACCCUUCACUUCCACCCAAAUUCCCUCUCCCACUCUCCGAUGGACCCACCUCCUUCCUCUCCCAAAACACCGUCUACCUCCUCCAGAGCCCCUCCACGUCAUCACUGGCGGCGCCGUCGUCUGGAGGUUGGUUGGUCAAGGUCGAAGAGUGCGACGUCAGAAUGCUUCUUCGGAAUCCUAUCACCUCCCGCCGAAUCAGGUAUUCAAACGACUCGUCGUUGUCUCCGGAAUGUUUCAAUUUGUUGGAGUUUAAAAUGAUCGAAUUAGGGAAAUCCUAUUUUCUGAGAUUCAUCCGUGGCUCUGGUUCUGUUGAUGUGUUAAAGAAAGUGAUUUUAAUGCCUCCUGAGAUUGUUGAUUGUGCAAUUCUGGUUAUCUGUGAUAAAGGAAAUUUGGGUUUUGCUAAGAGUGGAGAUGAGAAACUCACAAAAUUCAGUAAUAUUGGAGGUUUUGUUUUUGAUGAUGUAUUUGUUUAUAAGGGUCAGCCAUAUGUGGUGGAUAGCUUGGGUUGUGUUUUUAGGAUUGAUGUGUCUUCAAAAGUGAUGGUGAAAAUUUCGUCGGAAUUGGUUGGUUUAGGUGGGAGGAAGCAUUUGGUGGAGUCUUGCGGAGAGCUUUAUGUGGUCGAUAGGUAUUUUGAUCAAGAACAAAAUAAGCAAGAAGCGACUGGUCUUGAGUUGGAUUUUUCUAUUUGGGGCUUUCGUCGUCGUGGCAGAUACCGGAGAUAUCAUUCUGGUGAACCCAAGGUAGUUGAUUUUAAGGUUUACAAGCUGGAACUGUUGGAUGGAGAGUUGGGCAGAUGGGUUGAAGUGGAAAGCUUGGGUGGUCAAGCGUUUUUCUUGGCUAUAGAUUGCUCUUUCUCUGUAUUGGCUGAAGAAUUAGCUGGGUGCAAAGGGAAUUGCAUUUACUUCUCAGAUGAAAAUGACGUUAAUCUUGCUCUUAGAGAAGUAACUAGACCAGAGAGUUUUGUGUUCAACUUAGAGGACCAUAGCAUUCAGAAGUUGGGAUCUUCCCCAGGCGGUUCCGGAUCCCAGAUAUAUUGGCCACCUCCAAUUGAGCUCGGCUCCAUGUGUUCGUAUUCUCUGGAUUGAUGUAAGUUUGAUUUGUUGUUGUCAUAGAAUUCUGUGAAGUUCUUUAUACUUAUAAUUGGUGUCUCCUUAAGUUUUGUUAGUCGGAUGAUUUGUUUGUACACUGGUCUGUCUCUCUCCUGUGUUGUCUCGUUGGAGAGGAGUGAAUGGAAGUCUUUGAGCAGCAACGAAGGCUUAAUUAAAUUAUUUAAAUUGGA
Molecule: messenger RNA, 1528 nt
Organism: Rosa rugosa (rugosa rose)
Lineage: Eukaryota; Viridiplantae; Streptophyta; Magnoliopsida; Rosales; Rosaceae
Product: putative F-box protein At1g65770
Exons: 1
Coding region: 114-1334 (406 amino acids)
Source: RefSeq, a predicted model, not a curated record